Messenger RNA from Fonsecaea nubica, 645 nucleotides. Its product is annotated as 60S ribosomal protein L7. Gene Ontology annotation, molecular function: structural constituent of ribosome; RNA binding. NCBI's taxonomy places the organism in Eukaryota, Fungi, Ascomycota, Eurotiomycetes, Chaetothyriales, Herpotrichiellaceae. Gene Ontology annotation, biological process: maturation of LSU-rRNA from tricistronic rRNA transcript (SSU-rRNA, 5.8S rRNA, LSU-rRNA). The record is from RefSeq and is a predicted model, not a curated record. Bases 1 to 645 code for a protein of 214 amino acids. The transcript has 3 exons. Gene Ontology annotation, cellular component: cytosolic large ribosomal subunit.
AUGCCGCCUCCACAAUAUGCCAACAAGGAGAAACGUGGCGUCAUCUUCAAGCGUGCGGAGACAUACGUCAAAGAGUACCGUGAUGCCGAGCGAGAGAAGAUCAGGGUCGCUCGCCUGAGCCGGCAACAGGGAAACUUCUUUGUUGAUGAACAACCCAAAUUGGUUUUCGUCGUCAGAAUCAAGGGUAUCAACAAGAUCGCCCCCAAGCCUCGCAAAAUUCUCCAGCUCCUCCGCCUGCUCCAGAUCAACAAUGGUGUCUUCGUCAAGUUGACCAAAGCCACGCAAGAGAUGCUUACCAUUGUCAACCCCUACAUUGCCUACGGCUAUCCCAACCUCAAGACCGUUCGCGAGCUCAUCUACAAGCGCGGAUAUGGAAAGAUCAACAAGCAACGCAUUGCGCUCACUGACAACCAACUUAUCGAGGACAACCUGGGCAAAUACGGCAUUGUGUGCAUGGAAGACUUGAUCCACGAGAUCUUCACUGUUGGACCGAACUUCAAGCAGGCCAGCAACUUCUUGUGGCCCUUCAAGCUGUCCAACCCCAACGGUGGUUUCCGUGCCAGGAAAUUCAAGCAUUACAUCGAGGGUGGUGAUCUGGGUAACCGAGAGGAGGCUAUCAAUGCUCUGAUCAAGCAGAUGAACUAG